CUUAUCCUCAACCCAAACAUGGCGACAUUCUUUCACCUCUCCAAGUCACUCUCUUCCCCGCUUCCUUUCUUCCGCAUUCCUCCGCCGCUUCGCCGGAAACAUAGGCCUUCCACGGUGGCCCCAGCUCGUGCGGGCCCCAGCUCAAGUAGCAUCGCCUUUGCCAUCGGCCUCCCUCUCUCUCUCCUCGCUGUCACCGUCCUCACCUCCCUUCGAAUUGCCAAUAAACUCGACCAACAAUUUUUUGAGGAGAUGGCAAUGAAUGAAGCUAUCAUGCAAGCUGAUGAAGAUGACGAUGAUGAUUACGAAGAUGAAGAUUAUUAUGAUGAUGAUGAUGACGAUGAUGAUGAUGCAGAAACUUCUGUACAACAAGAACCUGCCCUUCCGCGUUCUCGUAACAGGCCUAUAAGGGAAGCUUAACUUUCACCCUUUUGGCCUAUGAAUUACAAUUUUUUCAGGUUGAUCUUGUUGCAGUAGAUAGA
Messenger RNA from Arachis duranensis, 479 nucleotides. RefSeq lists its product as uncharacterized. The record is from RefSeq and is a predicted model, not a curated record. The coding region runs from base 19 to 417 and encodes 132 amino acids. NCBI's taxonomy places the organism in Eukaryota, Viridiplantae, Streptophyta, Magnoliopsida, Fabales, Fabaceae. The transcript has 2 exons.